Mucor velutinosus is the source of this 774-nucleotide messenger RNA. RefSeq lists its product as uncharacterized. The record is from RefSeq and is a predicted model, not a curated record. The transcript has 3 exons. NCBI's taxonomy places the organism in Eukaryota, Fungi, Mucoromycota, Mucoromycetes, Mucorales, Mucoraceae. Bases 1 to 774 code for a protein of 257 amino acids.
AUGUGGAUGGAAACAACAACUGAAAACGGUGUAUUUGAUAAAAAUCAAAUUCAACCUCACAACACCCAGCAGCCAUCUGAAGGAUUCGAUCGCUAUUUGGAGGACGAUGAUACUGCCACAGACACUGGCAGGACCAUGAGCAGUAUUGCAGACAACAGCCAUCUUCAGCAUGACUCUCCUCCCUUUGUGGACCACAUGGAAGAGACAUCUACCUCAUCAUUUGAAAAGAUCAUGAAAGAUCCUGAAAACAGCCGUGUCUCUCGCUAUCAAAACACCUACUUUAUGGACGGUGGAAACCGUUUUAUCUCUUUGCCAACACUGGGUAACACAAGUACCAAAGCAGCAUCUCACAUCUCGAGAAUCUUUGAGGAUUGGCUUCAAAACAAGCUCUAUUAUCAAAGCACAAAUGAUGGACUCGAGAGAUUGCCCAUCUUGGAAGAUUCUGUCGAAUUGCUCGCUGAGGAUGUCGUCAACAAGCUCAAAUCCAGAAACUCUGUUCGAGGCUUAACUGGCCUUUCUCGCAUCAUGAUCAAAAUCAGAACAGGCCACGUCUACACAUAUCAUCAAUUAGAGGAUGGCCAGCCGCUCAUUACUGCUGAUAUGGAAGAUUUUUUUCAACAGUUUCCUUUAUUUGUCGAGAUCAUUAUCUACACCAUGCCAAAAGACUCGGACCAAUCCUGGGAUGAUGUUCAACUCUUGCUAGCUGUGGAGAAUAUCACUGUCAAUCCAUCCGAUCCUUAUCAUAUCAAGGAGGACAUUCCAUUAGUUGCUUGA